This is a messenger RNA of Hypomesus transpacificus, 1386 nucleotides long. RefSeq names its product secretagogin-like. Gene Ontology annotation, molecular function: calcium ion binding. Gene Ontology annotation, cellular component: terminal bouton; synapse; nucleus. Bases 91 to 909 code for a protein of 272 amino acids. Gene Ontology annotation, biological process: regulation of presynaptic cytosolic calcium ion concentration; regulation of long-term synaptic potentiation. The transcript is spliced from 11 exons. Lineage: Eukaryota; Metazoa; Chordata; Actinopteri; Osmeriformes; Osmeridae. The record is from RefSeq and is a predicted model, not a curated record.
GCAUUCAGGGGGCCGUAUUUUGAAUAAAUUGAAAGCCAGACAGCAGUUGACUUCACAUUGUGCAUCGGGUAGUUCUAUAAAGAAAUCGCCAUGGAGUGCGCCUUUGAUAACUUGGAUGCAGCAGGUUUCCUGGAAAUUUGGCAACACUUCGAUGCCGACGAUAAUGGUUACAUUGAGGGUAAAGAGCUGGAUGACUUUUUCCGUCACAUGAUGAAGAAGUUGGGUCCAGAGGAGAAGGUGACGGAGAACAGGAUCAAGAGACUGAAGCAGCGCUUCAUGUCAGCGUAUGACGUCACCGCAGAUGGACGCCUGCAGAUCCAGGAGUUGGCCAACAUGAUUCUUCCCGAGGACGAGAACUUCCUGUUGGUGUUCCGCCGGGAGGCGGCCUUGGACAACAGUGUUGACUUCAUGCAGAUCUGGAGGAAGUAUGACGCAGACAGCAGUGGGUACAUAUCUGCAGUGGAGCUGAAGAGUUUCCUAAAAGAUCUGUUUCUACAACAACAGACAACUGUAUCCUCCAGCAAACUGGAGGAGUACACAGAUGCCAUGAUGAAGAUCUUUGACAAAAAUAAAGAUGGACGCUUGGAUUUGAACGAUUUGGCCAGAAUUCUGUCUCUGGAAGAAAACUUCCUGCUUCAGUUCAAACUGGAUGCCUGCAGCAAAGAGGAGAGGAAGAGAGACUUUGAACACAUCUUUGACCACUAUGAUGUUAGCAAGACUGGAGCGUUGGAGGGGCCUGAGGUGGACGGCUUUGUUAAAGACAUGAUGGAACUAGUUAAGCCCAGCAUCACAGGCCCUGAGCUGGACAAGCUGCGAGCAGUGUUGCUUGGCCACUGUGACGUCAACAAGGAUGGAAAGAUCCAGAAGAGUGAGCUGGCUCUGUGUCUGGGGGUGAAGGCCCAGCCCUAGGCUGCAGAGAGGGGAGGAUAUUUGCUUUACAUCCAUUUACCCCACAGAAGCACCUACAGUACAAUACCUAUGGGUCUGGUUUGUCACUAAGAAUGCUAUUUCUGAAUGGGUAGAAACACUUUGACUCUCACUGCUGACAUCUAAACUGUUACUGUAGGGAUACAGUUGGUGGGUUGGUUAGAGCUGUAGAUAAGGUGUUGAGUCAUAGAAAUUGUUGCAUGUAAAGUAGGGAAACGCUGUGUGGGUAUGUGUUGUAGAAUUUGGUGCGGUUAAUUACAGUGACACUGAUGUUAGAAUGUGGUAGUUUUCUGUUAUACCUGUUUUCUUUGUUUUUGUAGGUUUUUGUUUGGGAUCAGUUAGUGUCAAACGGUUUAUGUUUUUUUGCAAUGUGCAUGCUCCUGUUUGCAUAUACAUUUAGACAUUUGGUUUUGAUAUAUCAUGUUUAAAAUUCAAAUAAAGAAAUGGUGUAAAGUUAAA